AUGGUUAUAAUCGUUACUAUCAUAUUAUUAUGUCAUUUUGGCUUCGUUUUAUCGUCUGAUACACAGUGGUUUGGUACAAAACACUUGUAUGAAUUGGAUGACAAGGUUCAAUGGGACCGUUUUUACGUGAAUAAACAUCUAUCGAGCUUAAUUCUUAAUAUUAAGUACGCUACAUAUCCGUUUAACGACUCGUUUGGAAAUGUAUUGAAUGCUUAUGAUAGCAUCAUAGAAAUAAUUGCGACACUAAGGGAAAAUCGCGCACUAGAAAAUAUCCCAAAUAUUCUUUUCACAAAGUAUAGGGAGAUUGAUAUGGAAUUUAUGCAGCUUAAAUACACAGGACUAGCGAAUUACAGUGUAUUAAGUGGACCUGAGUCCUCUAUGAUUUUUCUCACACCGCUCUACCAAAAUAUUCAGGAGGUUAAACGAUAUCAUUACGAAAUUAUAUCAUGUUUAACCACUCUGUCAGGGCUAGAAACAAAUAAUUUACGACUCUACAGAACAUUCAUAACGUAUUUGUUUGAUUUGUCUAAGUUUAUGAAGCUGUUUGUGAUACGGAAUAACGAUAAUUUCAGCCAAUUUUUAUUAGAAGAGGAUUUAAUAACGAGUGAUUUCUUAAAAGAAAUGGAAAAAUGUUAUAGAAUCUGCAGAUCGAUGUCAGAUUUUGCUUUUGAACAACAUUUUCAACAUUUUACUCCGUUCGUUCUUCCUGCUAUAGCAGAAUAGGAGGAAAAGUGAGAGUAAAAAGGAUAGAAAAGCUACAGAACCAAGAAAUAAAAUAAAA
Messenger RNA from Vavraia culicis subsp. floridensis, 781 nucleotides. RefSeq lists its product as uncharacterized. The transcript has a single exon. Bases 1 to 723 code for a protein of 240 amino acids. Lineage: Eukaryota; Fungi; Microsporidia; Pleistophoridae. The record is from RefSeq and is a predicted model, not a curated record.